AUGGCUCCUCGAGGGAAUCAAGAAUUGAGGGAAGCGGAUGUGCAGUGGGGAUCCGCCAAGACGAAAGUGCUACAGAAAGAGAUUUUCAAGGAGUGGGGCCAGUGGAGAGCUGAAUUGGCUCAUCUAUAUCGGUUCUUGUUUGAAAGCUCAGAGGGCUCCGAUGCAGAGUCCAAUCUUGACUUCUGCCCAGAGGGAAUCAAUUCUAGUAGCGACUCUGAUUCGGGCGAUCUUGCUUCAGAUUUUGAUGAUUGUCUCAAGGGGUGCAAUGCGAUCAAUUCAAAUACCAUAUUCAACAACUCGGUAUCUAUGGAAAUCCUCCGUUCAGUUAUUGAAACAAUUCACCUACCCUUGUGGAUCAAUCACGUACCAGUCACCAUUGUGCUGUGA
Molecule: messenger RNA, 387 nt
Organism: Puccinia graminis f. sp. tritici CRL 75-36-700-3
Lineage: Eukaryota; Fungi; Basidiomycota; Pucciniomycetes; Pucciniales; Pucciniaceae
Exons: 3
Coding region: 1-387 (128 amino acids)
Source: RefSeq, a predicted model, not a curated record